Molecule: messenger RNA, 525 nt
Organism: Stereum hirsutum FP-91666 SS1
Lineage: Eukaryota; Fungi; Basidiomycota; Agaricomycetes; Russulales; Stereaceae
Exons: 1
Coding region: 1-525 (174 amino acids)
Source: RefSeq, a predicted model, not a curated record
AUGCAGAUACUUGGGGGAUACUUAUUCUCGCUCGAUGCUAUCGCAUCAUGGGCCAGAACUCAGGGUAUCCCACUGCCCACGGGUGACGGUUACCUUUCCAAAGCUAGCUACAGCGAUGUUAUCAGCGAGUGGAUCGUCAAGAAGAACAAAGAAAUCCCUGUGAUUUCCACGGUCUAUCCCCGACUCAGAUACCAAACGACCGAGGAAGCAGAUGCCAAUUUCCGAGUUUUCUUCGUGAUCAUGGCUCAAGAUCAGCCUCGUGCCACGCGACGUAGAUACAAUGUUAUCAAAUUCGACGAUACGCAUCAGGGUAUCCAAAAGAACGUGGAAUGGCUGCAGAGUGUAGGUUUGCCCUUGAAGACGACGACGGUGGGAGAGGCGAAUAAGUGGGCUGAAGAAGGUGCUUGGUACUCAGUACCUAACAAUGACCUAUUGCGUUUCCCGACGGAGCGGACGGGACCUCAAACACAGCAGAAGUUAGAUUUGUGGGAUGCUUUCACUGGCAUUGACGUGAAGAAAGAUUAA